AUGCUUCUCAUUGAGAAUGAGGAUGGCCAGGACUUUUUCUGUCAGACAUGUCCUUAUACUUACAAGAUCAAACAACGGCAUACUACUCGAAAGGAGCUUCAACGUAAAGAGGUGGACGACGUUCUCGGUGGUGCAGAUGCUUGGAAGAAUGUUGACUCUACUGAGAUAACGUGCCCCAAGUGUGAACAUGAGCGUGCUUUCUUUAUGCAAAUCCAGAUUCGAUCAGCUGACGAACCCAUGUCUAUAUUUUACAAAUGUUGUAAUGAUGCAUGCCAACAUCAAUGGCGAGAAGGAUAA
Molecule: messenger RNA, 297 nt
Organism: Lichtheimia ornata
Lineage: Eukaryota; Fungi; Mucoromycota; Mucoromycetes; Mucorales; Lichtheimiaceae
Exons: 3
Coding region: 1-297 (98 amino acids)
Biological process (GO): DNA-templated transcription; termination of RNA polymerase III transcription
Cellular component (GO): RNA polymerase III complex
Molecular function (GO): nucleic acid binding; zinc ion binding; DNA-directed RNA polymerase activity
Source: RefSeq, a predicted model, not a curated record